GCCGUUGCUCUUUGUACGUAGUUGGCCAAUGCUCGCAUACAACGUAAAAAACGCUGAACCCCGUAUUUACGUCGUCCACGUACGGUCAGCUUCCAGCAGGAAAUACAAACACACACCCAGAAGACUCUGCGGUUGACAAACAGCGAGGAGACACCGCCGCCGUCACGGGUUGGACAUUUUUUGUCCGUAACCAGCAGAAGCACGUCCAUUACAAGAAGCUAGCGGCAAAAACGAUGCGCAAGAUGCCCGGGCAAGUUGGUAACUUGAAAUCCAGAAAGAGGAAGAGGAGCUCCGAGACCAGGAUGACUAAAAAGAUUUCCACUUUAGAAAGGAAAUGUUCAAAAAGUCAGAGUGCGCAGUCAACGGCAGAUGGCAGUUCAACAGCGUGGUCCGGUAAAACGGCCGAUCCCGCCGAGAGGUUGUCUCGCAUUGCCUGCGAAUGUCACCAGUCGGCUGGCUGGAGGAAAUGUUCGGCUUCACCGGAGCCUGGAGGACAGGACGGCAAAGAGAACGAGCGGAGGACGGAGGAGGACUUCAACAGCUGCCCAGCAAACGACACCUGGGACAAGCCAGAAACGGAGAUCAUGGAUUGCGGGGAGAACUGUAAAAACCUGUUCCCAGACGAUGACAGUAACCAGAUCCUUCCUGUGGAGCAGUUCUUUGGAAACAUGGAAAUUGUACAGGACUUACCUCAAAGAUCAUCAGCGGCUCCUUCUGGCGAUCAAAGGAAGGACAGACGGCGACAUUACUACGCACGGGAGGACAGCAAUGAAGAAGCGGUGGGCUUCAGCGUCAUACAGCGAGAUGAAGAAAGCAGGCAGACAGCUCCAUGUUGAAACGGGAAGCCAAACGAUUAAAUCCAACAACAGCAAAAAGAAAAACUUCGCACUUAGGAAAAAACUGACCAAAAGAAACUACCCAUCAGAUCCAGCAUGUAGCUCUUCUCCUUUUGUUACAUUCUCAUCCGCGUCACAUGAGAGAUCAUCGAAGAUAUGGUGAGAAAGCGGAUGCUUGUUGUUAAAUUUGGAAGUGUACAAUUAUUUCCUGUCCUUAUCAUGAACCCUUGCUUUUUUUUUUUCUAAAAUCCAGCAAGGAUCCGUCCCACUCUAAGGCUGCUUUCACGCUGCAGGCACGUGCAGCCCAAAUCUGAUUUUUCUUUUCCCGACCGUCUGAACGUGACAAAUCAGAUUGUUUUCAAAUCCGACCCAGGCCUUUUGGUACUGAAUCUGACAGUGACUGCAGUCUGAAUGCUCCUGCCUCAUUUCGUCUGACCUUUACAUCUGUAAGGUGGAGGUGAGCGGAUCAAUCCUAGUAUUUAGAGUAUUGAUACCAACCUCGAGCAGUUUAAAUCUUGUAGCUCCACCUGUCUUCAGCUCCACAACAGAACCCAGUUGCUUCAUCUUUG
This is a messenger RNA of Austrofundulus limnaeus, 1405 nucleotides long. It is a transcript of the gene cunh1orf174, whose product is annotated as chromosome unknown C1orf174 homolog. The coding region runs from base 234 to 836 and encodes 200 amino acids. The transcript has 5 exons. NCBI's taxonomy places the organism in Eukaryota, Metazoa, Chordata, Actinopteri, Cyprinodontiformes, Rivulidae. The record is from RefSeq and is a predicted model, not a curated record.